UGCCGAGUGUUGGGCCAUAUUAUAAUGUGCAACGGAGUUAGCUAUGACAGUGUUGUAAAGGCGAUAGAAGUGAAGGAAACGAUGGACAAACUGGAACAAUUAAAUCCGAAGCACGAGGAAUUACCUUUAAUUAAAGGACUCCUAUAUUAUCAUGUUUCUGCUCCAAAUUGGUUCCUCAAACAGCUUCUUAAACGCUUAUGUGGAACGAAAUUGAAAGAACUGAUAAGCGGCGCCAGUUAUAAAAAAUCACUUGCUAACCUUACCAAGUACACAAAGGACAGUAUGGAGUGGAGUUAUGCUAUGGCCAAGUCUCAUUUAAAAUUUAUACCUUAAA
Meloidogyne enterolobii is the source of this 334-nucleotide messenger RNA. Lineage: Eukaryota; Metazoa; Nematoda; Chromadorea; Rhabditida; Meloidogynidae. The record is from the annotation of a GenBank genome assembly.